Molecule: messenger RNA, 2591 nt
Organism: Zea mays
Lineage: Eukaryota; Viridiplantae; Streptophyta; Magnoliopsida; Poales; Poaceae
Product: SNARE-interacting protein KEULE
Exons: 22
Coding region: 304-2358 (684 amino acids)
Biological process (GO): vesicle-mediated transport
Source: RefSeq, a predicted model, not a curated record
ACCAACCCAACAGCAGGGCUGUUAUCCAAAAAAAAAAAAAACAGCAUCAGGGCGGUAGCGUAAUUUCCCUGGCCGGUUGCGGCCGACGACCUCUUCGAGAGAACGAACGAUUCUUCCUCCCGUUUGCUUCCCCUGCCCGCACUCUGCCUCGUCAAUCUCGCUCCGCGUCCCGCUUCCGCUGUUGCUUUCGUCGCCAUCUCGCUCCGGUCCCCGCCGCUGCUCCAAGUGGGAGCCAAGUCAUCUCUCUGGCCGAAGAUCCAGGUUGAGUCGGCGUCGCCGGCAGAGGCAAGAGACUCCGGCGCGAUGUCGUUGGACUCGGAGGCUUCCUCGCAGGGUGGGGACUACCGUAGCUUCCGCCAGAUCACGCGAGAUCGUUUAUUAUUUGAAAUGCUCAGAUCAACUAGGAAGAAUUCGAAAUCAACAUGGAAGGUUCUUAUCAUGGAUAAGUUUACAGUCAAGAUUAUGUCAUAUGCAUGUAAGAUGGCAGAUAUUACAGAAGAAGGUGUUUCAUUGGUCGAAGAUUUAUAUAAACGGAGGCAACCAUUGCCUUCACUGGAUGCCAUAUAUUUCAUCCAACCAACUAAAGAGAACAUUGUCAUGUUCCUAUCCGACAUGUCAGGAAGAAGCCCUUUGUACAAGAAGGCAUAUGUGUUUUUCAGUUCUCCCGUACAUAAAGAAUUAGUUGCUCAAAUAAAAAAGGAUUCAAGUGUACUACCUCGUAUUGCCGCACUUAGUGAGAUGAAUUUGGAGUACUUUGCUAUUGAUUCCCAGAGGAGCGUACUUUUUGAUGGACAAUUGAAAGAAAAAAGAAAUAGUUUAAGGAGGUUUCUAGAAGCAACGGGUUUCAUAACUGACCAUGAGAGGGCAUUGGAAGAACUUUUUAGUGAAAAUGCAGAAGGAUCUCACAAGUAUAAUGCUUGUCUGAACACAAUGGCUACUCGUAUAUCCACAGUAUUUGCAUCAAUGAGGGAAUUCCCUCGUGUACACUACCGUAUUGCCAAGACGAUUGAUGCUUCUACAAUGACAACACUACGAGACUUAGUCCCCACAAAGCUUGCUGCCAGUGUAUGGAAUUGUCUUGCGAAAUAUAAAACGACAAUACCUGAAUUUCCUCAAACAGAAACUUGUGAGCUACUUAUAGUAGACCGUUCAAUAGAUCAGAUUGCACCAAUUAUUCAUGAAUGGACUUAUGAUGCUAUGUGUCAUGAUCUGCUUUGUAUGGAUGGCAACAAGUAUGUUCAUGAGGUUCCAACUAAAAAUGGGUCGGCAACUGAAAAAAAGGAGGUCCUGUUGGAGGAUCAUGACCCUGUCUGGCUUGAGCUUAGGCAUGCACAUAUAGCAGAUGCAAGUGAGAGGCUACAUGAUAAGAUGACCAACUUCAUUUCAAAGAACAAAGCUGCACAAUUGCAUCAAGCACGAACCGAUGGAGAAUUAUCGACAAGAGAUUUACAAAAAAUGGUUCAGGCUCUUCCACAGUACAGUGAUCAAAUUGAUAAGCUUUCCCUGCAUGUUGAGAUUGCAGGAAAACUCAAUAACAUAAUAAGGGAACAAUGUCUUCGGGAUGUUGGACAGCUAGAGCAAGAUCUUGUGUUUGGCGAUGCUGGAACCAAAGAACUAAUCAACUUUUUGAGAACACAAUUGGUUGUAAGUCGUGAAAAUAAAUUACGCUUGCUGAUGAUUUAUGCAGCACUUAACCCAGAGAAGUUUGAAAGCGACAAGGGUGCAAAAUUAAUGCAGUUGGCAGGAUUAUCUGCUGAUGACAUGAUUGCUGUAAAUAAUAUGCGUUGCUUAUGUGGGCCUGAUACCAAAAAGUCUUCAGUAGGGGGUUUUACACUGAAAUUUGAUGUUCACAAGAAGAAACACACAAAUCGAAAAGAGCGAACAGGGGAAGAAUCAACAUGGGCACUCUCUCGAUUUUACCCUAUUUUGGAGCAAUUGAUUGAAAAUCUUAGCAAAGGUGAGCUGCCAAAAGAUGAAUAUAACUGUAUGAAUGACCCUAGUCCUACUGUUCAUGGACUGCCAACCAGUAGCUCUGCCCGAACAAGCCCCGCUCACUCAAUGCGAUCCAGACGAACAGGUGGCACAUGGGCAAGACCUCGUGGCUCUGAUGAUGGAUAUUCAAGUGAUUCUGUGUUGAAGCAUGCCUCCAGUGACUUCAGGAAACUUGGUCAGCGUAUAUUUGUUUUUGUAAUAGGCGGUGCUACUCGAUCAGAGUUACGUGCUGCACACAAGCUUUCAUCCAAGCUGAAGCGAGACAUCAUCCUUGGUUCAUCUAGCCUUGAUGAUCCUCCCCAGUUCAUCACAAAAUUAAAGUUGAUGUCAGUAGAAGAAUUGACACUUGAUGACCUUCAGCUGUAAAUGGUGUCCGCCCACACGGAGUGUAACCUUUUAUUUUCUCUGUUCUGUCAGCUCUUAUUUGUGGGGGCCUGUCAUAUUCAUUCGGUGAAAUGCAUUCUUAAUACCACUUUUACUGGUGAAUGUAAGAAAAAAACUGUUAUGCAAUUAAUCUUUUCAUGCAAUUAUUGUGCAACCAAAAUACCAGAAGUCAUGAGAAGUUCUCAAAAUUUUAUUGAUGAAUUUUAUUUACUCAA